This is a messenger RNA of Malania oleifera, 1171 nucleotides long. RefSeq names its product mitochondrial intermembrane space import and assembly protein 40 homolog. Gene Ontology annotation, biological process: protein import into mitochondrial intermembrane space. NCBI's taxonomy places the organism in Eukaryota, Viridiplantae, Streptophyta, Magnoliopsida, Santalales, Ximeniaceae. Gene Ontology annotation, molecular function: protein-disulfide reductase activity. The record is from RefSeq and is a predicted model, not a curated record. The transcript has 5 exons. Gene Ontology annotation, cellular component: mitochondrial intermembrane space. The coding region runs from base 376 to 825 and encodes 149 amino acids.
GUAAGUUAUUCUCUUUAAUUAUUUUCUUUUUCUUUUUCCUUCCAAACUGUUGGAGAAGGUCAGAAAGUACGAAAUACCUACCAGGCGGCCGGGGAACCCAGUUGGCCAGUACCCAGGCCUGUCCUCCAGUCCUUCUGCACAGCGCCGUCCGCCGCCGACGUGGACCUCAGCUCUCUUAUCCGACAACCCUUGACAACCACCUUCAACAUAUCUCUGCUGCGCACCGCCCUUCUCUGCCGAUGAGUUGCUCUGUUUUCUUCUCUAACAAGGUCCUGGCAAAUUAGAAAUCAUAGCUGCUGCUUCCUCACUCAUUCAUUUACCUGUCUCUUAUCUGGAAAGAAGCUAGAACACGAGCCCUGGUGAGCUGAUUUCAAGAUGGGUCAAGUUCAAAGUGAUGUUGCUGCUGCAAAUCAAGCCCAGCAGGAAUCCUCAUCAUCUCUGAGUCACAAUUCUCAACCAUCUACCAUGGAAUCUCUUAUUGCAGAAGCUGUAGCAUAUGGCAAUGAAGGGAAUGAGUCUCUUGAUGUUAUGGCUGAGAAGGCAUUACAAUGCCCCUGCAUAUCUGACUUGCGGAAUGGGCCAUGUGGGAACCAGUUUUCAGAUGCUUUCGUUUGUUUUCUUAAGAGCACUGCUGAAGAAAAGGGUUCAGAUUGCGUGCAUCCAUUUGUGGCAUUGCAGAGCUGCAUAAAAGCCCACCCUGGUGCAUUUUCUAAGGAUGUUUUAGACAAUGAGGAAGUCGAGAAAGAGGAAGAGCCAAAGCAGGAAUACAAAAUCAUCCCUCCCAUAUGGUCCACAGAGUCGCAGAGUCCCAAGUCCAAGCUUUAGGUUGAAACUUUUCCUACAUUCCAAUGUGGAAGAUAAAAGUCUUGGUAGGAACUAUAAAAGUUGGAGCUUAUUUGGUUGAAAAGAAAAAGACUAGAAUUUAAUUGUUGGAAGAUAAAGGAAGAUACAGAACAGGGUGCACUAACAUUUUCCUCGAUCUAACAUUGCGAUUGGCAUGCAGUGUGAAAGAAAUGGGGAAAAAAAUAAGGCAGGACUGCAGGAGUGGUUCUGUAAGAAGCCUCCCAGUACCUUGUGCGGUGCUUUUGGUGCAUAUUGUAUUUUGCCUACAACUACGAUUUGUGAGUUGCACGUACAGAAACACCAGAUGAGAUGAGAAAUUUUUUUGGUA